AUGUCAGCCUGUAGUAGGAUCCAGUCUAGAGACCGAUGGGCAACACAAGAUUGGCCAAGGUCUCUCCCCUGCGGUUGGCUAAUUGCAACCAUUGUCUUUACAAAGAUGCUGCUAACGGGUGCAGUCCGCAUAUUUCCAUCAACAGACAUCUACAUAGAAGACAAAAGUCGAUUUAAUCCGAUAUCAAUAUAUUGCUUUGUACCCUACAAAGGAGACACGACUUGGAAAUACAACGGGAAUCUUAGGAAACAUUACAGCGAUUGGUCCAAGUGCGAAAACUCCAAAAUCAGAGCGUUUUGCAAAAACUACAUUAACAUUCCAACAUUUCAUGAGGACUACGUUGGUCGAUAUACAUGCUGUGAUCUUCAUGAGGGGACUAACGCUAGUAUCAACGUCGGAGGCAAUUGUGCCUGA
Molecule: messenger RNA, 414 nt
Organism: Corticium candelabrum
Lineage: Eukaryota; Metazoa; Porifera; Homoscleromorpha; Homosclerophorida; Plakinidae
Exons: 3
Coding region: 1-414 (137 amino acids)
Source: RefSeq, a predicted model, not a curated record